UGGACAGCGCGCCGAAAAUAGUUGGUUGUUCAAAUUUGUGGUUCACUGAACAUUUAUCGGGAAUAACCAUGGCGCAGCUGAAACUGAGCCUCAUUGUGCUGUUCAUCGGUGUUUUCGCCGUCGAAACUGUGUUCAGCGUUGGGGUCAGCACCAUCUUGACAUCACCGGCGUUGAACGUGCUCAAGUCACCUGCAGCACCAUAUGUGCCGAAAACAAGAACUGAACCUGCCCUCAUCAAUCCGAUCGGAUCGGACAUUCCAUUGGGUUUGCCGACUCUAGAUCGAUUGGUCAGAAGUCCUAUUAUUAAACGAUUGGUAAGGAGAGCGAGAUCAACCGACUCCAUUGCUGCCAAAGUAUCGAUAAAACUGCCUGAAACGCUGCUCACGCUGUUGCCUGGUAAUCGAAAUGUACAGAAGCCCAUCCCCGUUCCAGAAGAUCCCAAGCCGGAAAUUUUCAUCGCUGACAUCGGUACCAGGCUGAAGCGAUCCCUGAAGGACCUCCCUGUCGUAGUGCCAGCGCCCAAGGCAUCAUCAGUGAAGAUUCCGGAAACCAUUUUGGGACCGAAAAAAACCGAAUACAAGCCCAAGCCAUUCCGCCGGAUGUCUAGAUCGGCGAAUGCAUACUUGAAUUUUAUAUAAAAAUGUACUCCUUUCUCAAAAUGUAGACCGUUCUGAUGAGGAUUCUUUUGAAAUCAUUACUAUUUCCUACUUUCAAGAUUAUAUAAAC
Molecule: messenger RNA, 726 nt
Organism: Uranotaenia lowii
Lineage: Eukaryota; Metazoa; Arthropoda; Insecta; Diptera; Culicidae
Exons: 2
Coding region: 69-638 (189 amino acids)
Source: RefSeq, a predicted model, not a curated record